Molecule: messenger RNA, 8057 nt
Organism: Paramecium pentaurelia
Lineage: Eukaryota; Ciliophora; Oligohymenophorea; Peniculida; Parameciidae
Source: the annotation of a GenBank genome assembly
AUGUUAAGAAAGAUUACUUAUGGAUGUUAGAUAUCGUUGUCCUUAUGUAGUGAAAAUGAGACCUAUCUUUCAACUGACUAACUUAAUGAUAAUUUAUUAGUUCAUAAGGUAAUGCAUCAGAAUGAGAUUCUGAACUUUGAAAAAUGCAUUUUUAUGAUCAUACCUGUUCUAAAUCAUUUUUGGGUGGGCAAAUUAGUAGAGCUAGUUAAAAAUGACAUUGACAAAGAAAUCAAUAAAAAGGGUAGUUUAAUUGAGCAUGAUAGAAUCCACAAUUUAAUCUAGACAAUAGACUAUAAAAUCUUAUGAAAACAAUCUUGAUGAAGAGAUGAUGGCCAAUAUUUAAUGUUUCCAAAAACUACAAGACACUUCAUUACUAUUUGGAACUUCCACUUUUCAUUUAGUUCACAAAGAUUCUCUACGAUUUGUAAUGAUUGAUCAAGAAUCAGUUUAAUUAGUGGAAUUUCCAACUGAUUACACAGUAUUACAUUUUCAACCAGUUUAUUAAUAUCAGAAAUAGAUCUCAUGUAUUUUAGAUUAGGAAACUGUAACAUUGUGUGCUGCAAAAUCAAUAUAAAAUAGAAAAUGUUAUUUAAGAUUAAUUUCUAAGGAUUAAGCAGAUUAAGUGUCUUCUACAUAAAUAAAUCCAACUUAUUUAAAAAUGAAUUUAUAUAGUAGUUUAUAAGAAAAUGAGGAUUUAUUAUAUGCAGGAGAUUUGAUUGCAAUAAAUUUAAGUGAAACAAAUGUACAUAAUAAAUCAUAUUAUUUAAGUUAUUUUUGAAUGCCAAAUAACCAUAUGAUACAUUUCAUGAAAUAGCUGAAUAUUAGAUAUAAAGAUUAUAAAAUUAAUUAACUUCAUUAACAUUAACAAAAAUUAUAUAUGAAGAUCUAAAAGUGACAUUUGAUGAUGUAAUAGAAAGAGUAGGUAUGAAGAGAAUUUAGAAACUUUAAAGUAGUUCAUAUUGGAAAAUAGAAAAAACAAAUGGAUAAGGAGGAUAAAUAUAAUUUUAUUAAUUAGUUAGAUUUAAACAUAAUCAAUCCUCUAGAUAUUUGGAAUUAUUAAAUGGUGAUCCUAUUUUAACAAAUUAAUUAAGCAAAUUAUCAUUAUUUAUGUUGAUACCUAUAGAUGAAGGAUAAAAGGUAUUGAAAAAGGAUUCUUAUUUUAAAAUACAACAUUAUUAAUCUGGAAUAUAUUUGUAGGAUCAUAAUAAUAAAUAAGAAAAUAGAAAUAUUAAUAUUUUAAGAUUAAGAAAGAUAGGAGAUUAUGAAGAUACUGAAACUAAAUUACUUUAAUAUUCUGUUAAGAUUUUUAUUGAAGCAAUAGAAUUAUUAUAAGAAAUUAAUGAUCAAGAAAUUAAAUGUUCUUCAUAUGAUAUUAAAAAUAAAGAAGGUGAGAUUAGAUUAAAAAUUAAGUUUUAUUUUAUUUAUUAAAAAGUUAAGUAAAUAUUAACAUAUGUAAGUGAUUUUUUGAUGAAUAAAUUAAUUUUUAAUUUAUCUCCUAAUUAAAAAUAUAAUUAAAUAUCAUUCAUUAGAUAAGAUGUAAUAAUUUCAUUUUUCAUAUUAAUUUUAGUCAUUUAGAUAAGAACCUCUAUUCCCUCUUAUUUGUUUAUUGUUUUAAAUGCUAAAACCAGAAUUAGUUGAAUAAAUUGCAUCAAAUGAUAAAGAUUUUUUUGAAAAAGAGGAGAAAUUCUAUUAGAGUACUAAAAAUAUUAAUAGAGCAGAUAGAGAUGAAGGAAGAAUUAUUUAUUAUUAUAGCUUAUAAAUUAAAAUACUAUAAGUAUAAUUAAUUGAAACUAUUAACAUUGUAUAUAAUUAUCAAUAUAUAUUUAUAGAUUUGUAAAGACAAUAUUGAAAAUUAGAAUUGCUUUUUUUAGUUUUUACCCAUACUCCAUAAACAUAUAAUACUAUAUCCUGAAUUUAUAGCCAUUUUAAAUAGUCUUGUUUGUAAAAAUCGUUUCUUUCUAGAAGAUCUCUCUAAAAUUAGAAAGAGUAUUAUAUACUUAUUUAUUUUUUAUUAGUUUCAUCAAAAAAACAAAAUAAAAAUACAUUCAUUCUUGAAUGGUUGACAGAAAAAGUAUCAUUAAGUUCUACUGCUAAAACUGAAAUACCUUUUAGUUAAAAAACAGAAAUUUUACAUUUUUUAGCUGCAUGUUGUUCUUUUGGAGUAGAGGCAAUAUUUGCAAAUUAAGAGAUGGUUUUUAAGACAUUAAUUAAUAAAAAGAAAAAUAUUACAUUAAUGAAAUGUGUAGUAGAUGAUGAAAAGAAUAUUAUGGUUACUUGCAAUAGUAAAAUAGGAUAAGUAUCUAUUAAAUUUGAAUCUUAUUUUGAACAUGCUCAUAAAAAUUCAAAUCCACAUUUUUAAGAAGAACUUAAUUUUUUAAAAGCUUAAUUCUUUUUAUAUUCAUAAUUAUGUUUAUAGAGAAAUUAUGAUUCCAUUAAAUAUUUUGGAGAACAAUUUAGUGACAAUUCCCUAGUUCCAUUAUUAAAUAAUAACUUAAUUGAUCCUGAAUUGAGAGCCCAUUUAAUUGCUCUCUGUAAAAACAUCUACUUAGAUAGGGAUCCUUUAAUUUCUCAAGUAAAACCAACCUUAAUUCGAGUUAAUAUUAGCAAUAGUUAAACAUUUUUUGACAAUAUGUUUUAUGAAGAUGAAGAUGGAAUUUUUGAUAAAGUAGAAUUAGAAACUAAAUCUUUAUACUAUGUUAUUUUACAAUUCAAAGAGAUAUUAAGUUCUUAUCUAAGAUAAAUGGUGAAGAAUCUACAUGAAUAAUAACCAUAGAAAGUAUAUAAUCUUCUUACUUUACAAAUUAUGAGAAUUUUAUUUAUGUUAUUAUAAUUUGGAUGGUUUUCUAAAUAAAGUGAUGAAUUUAAUAAUAAUAGAAUGGAUGAUUCAAAAGAAAUUGAAUAUGCAUUAGAAAGAUUAAUUUAAUAAUUGUCAUUAUUACUUGAAUAUGAUUUUGAUUAUUAAAAGGCUCAUUCUAAAUUGAAAUCAAAAAAUGUUAAUGAAAAAUUAGCAAAAAUUAUUAAAAUAUAAUCUUUAAAGUUCUUUAGAAAAACAGAAUAAAAGAAAAUCAAUAAGAGUAGCAUCGAGACAAUUAGAGAUCCACUUUUAAGAAAAUUAUAGAAUGUUAAAAGAGUACUUAAUAGAUUCUAUAAUAAAACAUUUAGUGCUCAAACUAAUACUUCAGAUUAUGAAAUUGAAAUAAAGAUAGAGAUAUGUAAAAUAUUUUAAUAUCUAUUGGAUAUGAGAUUAGACUUUAUGAUUGAUAAUGCAAUUGCUUUUUUUACUAAUACAUUUUUGCCUUAAAUUUUAAAAAAGUUCUCACAUUCAGAAAAAUAACAAUUACGUGAUUCUUCUGAAAAUAAAACUAAUUUAUAACAUCAUAUAGUUUAUUAUAGAUAGAAAUAUUUAACAUCUUUAUAAGGAUUAUUAAGAGAAGAUCUUCUUAAACCAGGAUAAAAGAAGUUUUAAUAAAGAGGAAUAAAAGAUCAUGUAUAAAUAAAUAGAAUAAGACAUUUUGAUAGAAUUAUUGAUCGUCCAUUUGUAGAAGUUUUAUUAAAAGGAUUUUAUUUUGCAAAUGAUAAUGUGUUAUAAAAUCAUAUUGUAGAAUUAAUUGAAAGAUAUUAAAAUUAAAGAUCUGAAUUUUGUAAUUACUUAAAGUAAAUAUAAAUGAUAAUGACAAAUAAUUUAUAGAUUAUUUAUAGAACUAUGUACAUUUUAGUUUAAAAGCUUAAAAAUAAUGUUCAGAAUUCUUAAAUUUGGUUGCGUUUGGAUAUUCCAAUAGCAUUAAAUGAAAAAAAUGAAGAAACAAUUGAAAAAGUAUUAGAGAAAUUAGUUGAAAUUUAUACAAUAAUAUCAAAAAAUGAAUCAAAUGAAAAAUCAGUAAGAAGAAUAUUCUUAAAUUGUGGUGGAUAUUAAGUUGUAUAUUAAUUAAUUGUAAAAUGUUUAUCUGUAAUUGAUGUAAAUAUGAAUAUAUUUGAAUGCAGUUUUGAAUUAACAGAAUAUGAUGAAUAGAAAUAAUAUUAAUAAGAAUUAGUAGAGAAGAUUCUAUCAAUAUUUUAAGCAUGUCUUAAAUUAAUAGGUUUAUCUGUUAGAAAUGAUUAAUAAAAUUAAGAGUAAUUUAUAUUAUUAUUAUUAUAGGUAUGUUCUAAUCAAAUUAGCAAGACCAUUAUUAAGAUAUAAUAUGGUUAAUUUAGGUUAGAUAGAAUUAAUAAAUGAGUUAUUUUCUAAUAAUCAUAAUUUAUUACCUUUAGUUAAUUCAAAUGAUUUGUAUUAGUUAUUAGAAUAUGUCAAAUUAUAUGGGAAAUAUUAAUCAUUUAUAGAACUAUUUACAUCCAUUGUUAGAAAUAAAUAAUGUUAAUCUCUCUAUAAAGAUAUCUAUUAAGCUUUAGUAUAAUGUGAAUCAAAAGACAUAAAUGUAAAUCUAAUGGAUAAUAACAUUUUAGCCAUUCUAAGAUAACUAUAACUUUUAGAAAUUCUAUCCAAAUUAACCUAAUAUUGAAGAAUUUCGUUAGAGUUUUCUCAAAAUAGUAGAUGUGGUCUUAAUACAUGAUGAUAGAGCAGCAUUAUCAGUAAAAAUGUUGGAAGUACUUGAUUUCACUGAUUUGACAUCAUAUUUUUUAGAAAAGACUUAGGAAAUGAGAAAUACAAACUUAGAUUUAGAAUUAUAAGAUAGCAUAACAAAAGUAAAUUAUAUCUAUAUAUAGAUUAAAUUUGUAAUUUGUAGAAUAAUAAUUACUUUAUCAAAGAAGAAAAAGAAAUUAUUAUUAAUUCAUGAGAAUUAUUUUCUAUAAAUUAUAAGUAUUGAAGCAUAAUGGCUAGAAUAAUAAGAGUUUUUGUAAAUAUCUGCUAAGACUUAUAUUGUUGAAGGAUUAUUACCAUUAAUAAAUACAUAUAAUGAAUAUGCAAAUAAAAAGAAUUCUUUUAAAACAGACAUAGCAUAAAUUAGAAGUUAUGCUUUAAGUGUUUUAAAAUAAUAUUCAUAAUUAACUAAAAAUAGUGAUACUUCAACUAAAUAUUAAGUUCAUAGAUUGGUAAAAGCAUUUGAUUUAAAACUUCCUGAUGAAAGAAGUGAAUCAGAUUCAGAUUAAGAAGGAUUAAUGAGUGAUAUAAAUGGAGAGACAUUUAAAACUGAAAAAUUUGAAGAAUAUUAAAUAACUGAUGGUAGUGAUGGUUCAGAUUAAGGUUGUAAUGAUUUAGAAUUAUGGGAAUUCUUUAAGAAAUUAUUUGAUAAUAAUCCAAAAAUAAAAGAAUUAACAGAAACUGAUCAAUUAGCUUAAUCAAUUUGGCAUGUAAGUGAUAUGUUUACUAGUGAUUUUUGGGGAGAUAAAGAAAAGAGACAAUUAAUUCUUACUAAUAAUGAUAUGUUAUAAAAGAUUUUAGCUUUUCUUUAAUUUUGGAAAUCAAAUAAAGCAUCAAAAUAAAGUGCUAUUUUUGCAUUAAAGUUAUUAAUACAAAUAAUAAAAAUUGAUUAGAAUAGAAUAAAAAUACUUGAUUAAUUAGGAGGAACUAAAAUAAUUUUAACAUUAAUUUGGGAAGAGAAUGAAAGUGAAAAUGAUUACAUCAUUUAAUUAUUGAUUUUAAUUAAAGAACUUAUGUCUUGUAAGUAAGUAUAAAAGACAACCUUAACAUUUUUGAGUCUUGCUAUUUCUAGUGACAAAUUCUUUUAAAAAAUGGAAAUGCUUUUAACAAUAGAAUAAGAUUUAAAAAUAUGUACUUUAGUAUUAUAAAUAAUGGAAUUGAUGUGUAAUGAUAAUAAUAAAGAAUUAUAAAAUUUAAUUCGUUAUUAAAAGAAUAAUAAAAAGUCAUAUGAUCUUGUUUAAUAGACAAUUAAUUAUUUAUGUUCUUUAGAUGUUAAAAAUAAUUAUGAAUAACUUAUUUAAUGCUUAAAAACUCUAAAAUCUUAAGCAUAUGCAUGUAGACCAAAUUAAACAUUAGUAGCUAAUUCAAAAUUUGUUGAAUUCUCUAUUAAAGUAUUAAAUGACUCAUCUCUAAAAUUAUAAUUGGAUGAUGUACAAAUAAUUUAAUUAAAACAUUAAUGUUUAAUUAUUUUAUUAGUAGUUGCUGAAAUUAAUACUAAAGAUGAUUAUAUUGUAUAGAAAUUAAAAAAAAUAGUUCCUAAAACAGUGUUAAUUUAACAUUUUGUAAAUGUUUAUAGUCAAAUGGUGAACUUAUUUGGUGAAGAUAAUUACUCUAAAUUAAUAUUUGUAAAUCAACCCAAUUUUAUUAUGGAAAGUGGAUUUAAUGCAUAUAUUUUAUAUGUGAUAUUAUCAGAAUUAAAUUAUGUAGUUGAAGAUUUAGAAGAAUUUUAAAAAAAUAAUGAUGAAGGAUAAUUAGUAUAGGAUUUCUUAAAGGAUAAUAUAUUAAAUGAAUUAUCAAGAUUAGGAUAAUCUUUAAUGAAACAUGGAUUGGAAUAAUUAAAUUAAAUCAAAUAAUAAUUUAGUGGAUAAGUUGAAGAAAAGAUGAAUAUAAUUAAAAAACAUGAAAUGAUGCAUAAAGCUUUUCAAUUUUAUAAAAUUAAUACAUUAUAAGUUGAAUUUGUAAAAGAUGAUGUACUUUACCUAACAUAUUUUCCUAAACAGCCAUGUUUCUACUUAUUAAGAUAAGAAAUUAAAAAAAAAUUCUUGGAUCAAGCAGAUAGAACAAGUACUAAAACUAAAAUAAUCAGUCUGGUUAACUUUGUAGAUUCAGCCUAUAAAUUUAUGUUGCAUUAAGAAGCUCUUAGAGAUUACUUUAAGAAACACAAGUUUUUAGAGAUUCUGGCUAGAAGAGGUAAAUUAUGGAUGUAACUUGCAUUCUAUAAUGGAUUCUUAAUAAAUUUAAUAAUAAUUUUAAGUUAUACACAAUUAGCAUUUCCACCUGGAUAUAAACCAACAGAUUCUGAUGUAAUUUAAUAUUAUCGAUUAAAUGAACCAAGAUUUUUAGGAGAUUAUAAUAAUACAAAUACUAAAUAUUAUUUAAUGAUGUUGGCUUAUUUAAAUUUAGCUAUAAAGUAAUAUAUAUUUAUAUUAUAUUAGUUUUAUGGUUUUGUUUUUUUAUCUCAUUGACAAAGCACCUGUUAAACUAUAAUUUGUUUGGAAUGCUUGGCAUGCAUCUUCACUAAUUGGACACUUAAUUUCUGGUUUAAUUAAAGUGAUUAUCUCAAUCAUUGUUUUAGUCAUUGAUUUCGACAUUAUAUACUAUAUUCUUUAGAUAGCGUUUAAUAUUAUUGGAAUUACAAUUCAUCCAUUUUUUUUGGCAUUUCAUUUAAUUCAUAUUCUGUAUUUGGAACCACUCAUACCAAUAUUAAAAGCUGUUUGGUUGGCUAAAUUUAAAUUUAUUGGAUUAUGGUUUACAAUUGUACUUUUUGAAUAUUGGGUAGCCUUAAUAUCUUAUGUUUAUUUCUUUGAAUUUUUCAUUACUGAUAAAAAUCAAAAUCUUUGUAAUCAUUUAUGGUAAUGUGUUUAUGUCACAUUUGAUUGGACAUUUAAAACAGAUGGAUCUGUAGGAGGUAGAUUCAUGGAAAAUAUAGGAGAAUAAGCUGAGGAAAUGUAUAUGAGCAAUCUCAAUAAUUAUUAUGGUAGAUUCUUCUAUGAUAAUAUUGUAAAUAUCAUCAUAAAAUUAUGUAUCAUAAAUGUUCUAUUGGCUGUCAUUAUUAUUUCAUACUCAGAGUUGAGAUCAGUAUAAAAGUAGAAGGAAAAGGAUUAAAAUCAUAAAUGUUUCAUUUGUGGUAUAGAUAGACUAGUUUUUGAUAGAACUAGUCAAAACACAGGAUUUUGGCAUCACAUUAAAGUUGAACACAAUAUUUGGAAUUAUCUAUUCUAUAUGUGUUAUUUGAGAAUGAAAUAAUCAGAUUUUAAUAAUGGUGUUGAUAAUUAUAUAAGAGCUAAACAAUAAGCUAGUGAUUAUUCAUGGUUUCCCAUAAGAAGAGCUAAAGCACUAUCUCUUAAGUUACAACUCCUUGAAAGUGUCAAUCAAAAAGUAAAUUAUUAUGUAUUAUAAUUAGAAUGCAACAUCAAAGUCUAAACUAAUUGGCUUAUUUCAUUCCUUAAGAAGACUUGUUUGGAUUCAUAAAUAAUUCUGA